CAUGAGUAGACGCCUGUCUAUUCCAGCUAGGCUUCCCUUCCCGGGCUUGAGUAGGCAAUACCAUGUCUUCCUUAAUAUAUUAUCAUUUUCCUAUUGAAAAACGCUGUUUACAGUUUAUACUCUGUUGUUGAGCAGUUUUUAAAGUCGUUGUACACUUUUGUUAUGAUUGUUGACGUUCGUUUUUAAAAGCAAACCACGAAGAAUGGCAACCUUAUCGGAAAGACAGAUAUCGACGUUGGUGAGCCACCGCGAGCGGGCGCUAUGCUCGGAGCGGUCGGUUCGCGCGGUCGCCCGCGUCGGUCAGGCGGUCAACUUGGCCGUCGAGCGAUUCGUCACCGUCGGCGAGACCAUUGCCGACGACAACCCAGAGAUCAAGACUGAAAUGUACAUUGCCUGCAAAGAAGCACGGGCUGCAGGUGCUGCAAUCGAGAAACUAUGCGAGGCGGCCCUGGAGGACUCACUGACCGACCGCAGUUCUGUAGUGAGGGCGGCCCGAUGUCUGCUCAGCUCAGUCACGAGGGUCUUGUUGCUCGCUGACAUUGUCGUCGUUAAACAGCUCCUACUAGCCAAGGAUAAAGUAGCGCGGAGCCUGGGCCGUUUGGAGAGCGUUACUAACUUCACGGAGUUUGUGAAGGCGUUCAGUCAGUUUGGGGGGGAGAUGGUGGAGUUGGCACACCUGACCGGCGACCGCCACAACGACAUGAAGGACGAGCGACGCCGGGCGCAAAUGGCUGCCGCGCGACAAGUGCUCGAGCGGUCCACAAUGUUGCUGCUCACCUCUUCCAAGGCUUGUCUGAGGCACCCGGACAGCACUUCGUCACGCGAGAACCGCGACACGGUGUUCUGUCAGAUGCGCCGCGCCAUGGACCUCAUUCACUUUGUGGUGAAGGACGGCGUGUGCGACGGUGGAGGCGGAGGUGGCGGUGGAGGCGGCGUGGUGGAGGACUGGGACGCUGGCCGUACAGUGGGUGCGGCGGUUCGACACCUGGAGAGCCUCGUGGACAUGACGCGGAUGACCCUGCUGACCCCCACCACCAAGGAGAGCCUGAGCGCCGCACUGGACACCAUCGUGGAGCGCACGCAGGACUUCACCGACUCUGCCUACACCAGUCACGAGCACCGUGAGAACAUACUCAUGCUCUGCGACCGUGUCAAGCUGCAGCUCAACCAGCUGUUGCGGGUCGGAGUCAGUUUGGAAACAUCGGACGAAUACUCGCCGACACACGAGAUGGAGUCGGCGGUGGUGAGCUGUCUGAAGGCGACACGCGACCUGCGCGCGCAGCUGCAGGCGACCGCCACGGAGCAGACGCGCGACCUGGCUGCUGUGCUGCGCGGCGGCCACGACUUGGUUGCACAGAUGCGCAACACGGCGCUGGCCGCCGUAGACCAGGACCGGCUCGAACAGACCGCCGACCGAUUUCACGAGUUUGUCGACCAUUUGCUCGAAAUUUGUAAGCUGAUGCGUCACGUGGCCAGCUCGGAAACACUACAGGUGUCGGCCAGGUAUGCCGAAAUCAAUUUGCGGAUAUACGGACCUCAGGUGGUCACUGCGGCUCACACACUAAACCAGCAUCCUACCUCAAAAAUCGCCAAAGAAAAUUUAGAAGUGUUUGCGGAUAUGUGGCAAGCAUUAAUCAGUGAUGUUAGUACAAUAUGUAAAGAUGUGAUUGAGGGAGAUAGGCAACCCGAAAAACAAACAUACAUGUCUCUGCCUAGGCCGGGGAAACAUGGUACCACCAGCAAACCCCUGAAAGCUGUGAGAUUGGACUUGGAGGAGCAAGAGAAGAUAGCGAAAGCCGGCCUGGAAAUGAAGCUGGCAACGUCGGAGAUGGACGCGGAGACAGAGCGGUGGCAGGAGGGUGCGGGUAGCGGGGGCGGAGGCGGUGGUGGAGGCGGAGCCAAUAUGGCCGCCGACGAGAACAACGACAUAGUGAAGCGCGCACGCAACAUGUCGCGAAUGGCGUUCAGUAUGUACCAGUUCACGCGCGGCGAGGGGCCACUCAAGACCACGCAGGACCUGUUCACACAGGCCGAGUACUUUGCCGAGGAGGCCAACCGGCUCUACAAGGUGGUGCGCCAGUUCUCCUAUCAGGUGCCGAGCAGUUCGCAUAAGAAAGAGUUACUAGAACAGUUGGAUCGAGUUCCUACCUACGUGCAACAGUUGCAGUUCACCGUCAAGAAUCCAACUGUAGGCAAAGCAGCCACCUUCACCAAAGUAGAUAGCGUUAUACACGAAACUAAAAACUUGAUGAGUGUCAUAUCUAAAGUAGUUACUACGUGCUUCACUUGCGCCACUAAGUACAAUCUGGACUUCCGAGGCCUGUCGUCCCGUGGCUCGUCCGGAGGCGGUCUCCGAGAGGACGAGGGUUCGGGCGGCGCCGGGGGCGGCGAAGGCGGCAAGCUGGGCGGCGGCGCCGGCACGGACCCGUCCAUAUGACAGUUCGGGAUGGCUCGGAGAGCCAAGGGAGAUGCUCGUCGCACCCGGGUCUCUUUCCUGCUCUUCUGAGUCAUCCACCAAUCAAAACCAGACAGGGUCGGCAGCCUCUCUGACUCACUCUCUCACUCUCACUCUCUCUUGUCACCUCCCCCCCCCACCCCCACUCAGCAUUGCAUUCCUUUGUUAUACUAUUAUUUACAACGCUGUAUAAAGUUGUUACCAUUCGCUGUUGUUGAUCUCUUGGGCAGCCAGCUUUAAUUAUUGUUGUUGCUGUUUUUGUUUGACUCGUUUUAUUGGGUGACCGGAACUUUGGGACCAUCUAUUUUUCCUCCUAAAGAGGUAAUUGAAUACCAAGUCUGUGGCCUCUUUAGCAAACAAUAGUCGGUUCAUUCGACAGGUUCACAUACUACUGUCACUUAAUCCAAACUAGAAACUCUUUAUUUUCUGAUUGAAUUAGCGGAAAUAAUAAUUUUUAUUUGAUAUGUGAAUAAAUGAAUAUAAGAAGUAUAUUGAAUACAUAUUAAUAUAUAGGUGAAUAGGCCUGCAACUGAAUUGCAAUCACCUGUUGGAGACACCUGAUUUCACCUGCGAAGAGCUGGAGCCAUCCCUUCUUAUGUCGGAACUCUUCAGUCCCAAAAACGUGUCCGUGUUUCGGCUGCCUAAAAAGCAGUCGUUAGAUCAUGUCAGAGGCCCUGAAAUUGAUCAGUUGCGACCUGAAAACUCUGACACCAGAUCUGAGCCAGCCAGGUCACACGAUAUUAUUAUUAUAGUCCCAAAAAGUGUUGGUCCCAAAGUUCGUAGCACCAUUUUAUUUAUUUUAUGCUAUACCAUGAAGCUGUUUUUCCUCUCUAGUCAGUAUAUUUAUGCUUACAUAAUUUCAAAGGAUAUUAAUUUUGUAAUAGGCUCAUUUGAAAAUAAUUGAGCAAUUACUAUUAAUUGUAGUGCAACAUUGUUAAUUUGUUUUAAAGUAUAAUGCCUAACAACUAAAUCUUAGCUUCAAUUUCACUUCAGAGUGGUGACAAAUACUAUUAUGUAAAAACAUUGAUUAAAUUUGUGUCACAAUAAUAUUUUUUCGGCGUUCCUAUAAUCAAGUAUUUUAAGAUCACUGCAUUAUUUGAUGUUUUCGAUAUAAUCUAUGUGUCAUUUAAUGAACUAUUGUGUACAGGGACUUGUUAAAUAAUAGAUUUGACACAUAGUGAGAUAACUACUUAUCAAUUGAAAAGUACAAAUACUAGUAAGUUUGUUACUAGUUGUAUUAUCAUCUUCUGUAAUGCAGCAUGCUUAUCCUUCCUUGGAUUUGAACUACUGAUUGUAUAUAUUUUGAAAGUAAGUUUGCUAUUUUCAUUCAAGCGAAUAAUACAUUAAUGUAAAUAUUUAUGAAUCUUGAAAGCAUGAGUUUAGAUUGCAAAAUGAAUGUUAGUGUUAUUGUAAUCGGAUCGUAUUUAAAUGUAAGAGUUGUGUAGGUUUCAAAGUACAGUGUAUGCCUAGGUGUCUUACGUGUAUAGUUAAUUUAAAUUAUUGAUGUGCUUCCUUCACAUGUUACUCGACGUGAAUAUAUUAUCAUACUUGUAUGAUGCUUACUCAUGUGCAUUCGUUGUAAAUUUAACUAGAUGUUUGUAUAUUAUUGCUGUGUCGGAUUGUUAUUACGCUAAGAAAUUGGAUUUGGAGAUAAUGGCUUGGUUUGUUUUAUUAGGAUAUUGAAAACUAUUGUAAUUGACAAGAGAUGGUUGUAGUGAAGAGAUGGCCUCGGAAGACCAGAUUGAAUACUCAGUGCAAGCGAAUGAUUCCUUCAAUUUAUUUGUUUUAGUAUUACAUCCUGUAUUAUUUAUCAGGUAGAGGAUCAAAUUGUAAAGCUCUGUUUUCCUCCCUGUCAGACUAUUUCAAUAUUUUAUCGAAACGUCUGUCUAGUACUUGUUAAAAUAGGCUCAUUUGAUCCAAUAAGCUCUAGCUAAAUUUAUGUUUCACUCUUAGAAUUAAAUUUUCAAUGAUUUGUGAUUUAUUUUUUGUGAAAUGAAUUUAUAUCCUAUUAGUAUUCAGGGCUUCCUUGAAUGAGCAGAUCUUUCUCGUUUUUAAAAAAUUAUUAUUAAACAAAGAUCCCAAUUAAAUUCUGUAAAUCACCCCCAAGACUUCUGCUUAUUUCCAUUUGUUUCUCGUUUUUUAUAGCAGUUAUGAGGUUUAUGAUAAAUCUUGUUUGAAAUACCACGUCUGCUGAUCCAGUAAAUGUAAUCUGAAUCAAUAGAUGUUACAGCAUACAGAUUCCUUUUACAGCAUACAAGCUUAUAGUAAUAGUAGGUAUUGAUACAAGUCGUAUGUUAUGAAAUAGCGUUUAUAGGUUCCCGAUUAAAUUGUUAGUUUGUCUUUUAACCAAAACUAAUUUGGUUCAUGAUUGAAUUAAUUUAAUCGCUUUCGAAUUUCAAUAUAUAUUGCUUCAUUCAAGCCUUGCAUACUGGUAUAGAUAUGAUUCAUGAAGUUAUUUGUCUAUCUGAUAUUAUUCUAUAUUUUUACAGUAUGUAAUCUAGUUAUUAUUUGAUUGAAUAUAAUUUUUGGUUCAUAGCUUUUGCUAUAUUCUAAACUAGGGGUAAUUCAGGGAUGUCAAUAACAUUUUUUUGUGUAGAAUAGUAGGAAUGUUACCAAAAUAUUACAUGAUUUAUGUACAACAUUUUCGUUUGUGAAUGUAAUAGGUGGGUGGUAUUGUUCUAUAAAACCAUUCAACCAAUCUGACAUAAAUUAGCGUGCAGUACUUUAUAUGGUCGAUUGUUGUUGAGAAUCAGAAAUUAGAUGCUAUAUUUGUUCCAAUCGAUUAAUUAGAGAUAGCGUUGUUUAUAAUGCUUAUUUAGUUACCUAUUUUGUUUAUGAACGGACAGUUUUGUGUUAUUGUUGUUUUUUACCUUUUUAGCUAGUACCCAAAGAAUUCCAAUAUUUUUUUGUAUAUGCAUCACCAAAGUAAAUUGUAGGCAUAGAUAUUUUUCCAAAAAUUAUUUUUAAUAUUCCUGUAGUAUUUAGAUUUUUAGUGUACGUGCUUUAUCCAUAUUUUCGGAUAAAAAUUAGUUGUAAUGCUUUCUUGACAAUUUCGAAUAUGUUUUUACCUUAACAAUCACCAUGUCAAUUUCAUAUUAUCCAUAGCACAAGUUAUUUGUAAGCACAGUCGUUAUUUUUUGUUUGUUUCAAAGGGUUGAAUUCGAAGGUGAAUGUUUACCACUAUUAUAUCCUUUUAGCAUUGAACAGUUUUGAACAUAGUUGUGAUCAUUCUUGAUACUCUUUCUCAAUACUUAUUCUCUGGCACGGUGACUUUACUAUAGAAUCAUUGAAAUUAAAAUAUUGAGAUAGUGUUUUUCCAAUUACUGAAAUUGUUAAUCAGUUAACUCACAUCAUUAAUAGUAUUAGUAUUCUCUAUCCUAUAAUCAACACAAGAAUACUCAUUUUUUAUAUGGUCAACAACCACAUUCAAAUUCAGAUCAGUUACCUAAGAUCAGACAAAAAUGAGCAUGUAGUCAAAAAACAUAUUUAAAACUGUAGAUAUUUUGUGAUUCAACUUGGCUUUCUUGGCCCUCUGUUAUCUUUCAUAAAUUAGAUAAUUAUAAGACUUAUCUCUUGAUUUAGAAGUGGUGAGAUGUGAAUCUGUCUGAAAAUAGAUGUUACAGUGCACUCAAGAAUUCAAUCCUUUGAAUAUUAUUGUUGGGAUUACCUUUUGGUAGCAAAUGAAUUAGACAUUUUAUAAUGUGCCAAUUAGACAUAGCAGAAAACGGUUUAGAUUUUGGUACAAAUUGUUGAUGAGUUCCUCUGUUGAAUAUAUUAUAUAAUAACAUGUUAUUCUAGAUAUUCUAAUUUCCAUAAAAAAUAUGUUUUUCUAUCUGAACCCAUUGUACACAUUUUUAGAUGUAUCUUGAGGAGAAAAUGUACGUUUUUGAUUGUUAUUUUAUGAAUUUUUUGAAUCUCUGGCGUAUCGUUCAUUCAAAAUAUAUCCUACCUAAAUUACAAUGCACAAUCAAAAUAAACACCUUCAUAAAUGCAGACCACCAUGACUGCUCUAAAUUAUCUAGAAUUAGUUCUUAAGGUGUGCUACAAUCAUUUCUAAAUCUUGAAUAAUUAAUCUACCUUAAUUAUCCAACAAUCAAAUUUAUAUAGUAUCUUAAUCUGUAUUUCUUCCAACUAAAUUCCUGUAUGGCUCAAUUUUAUUUUUGUAAACUUUUUGUUACAAUGAAUUAGUCAUCUGAGUAGACGUGUAUUAAUCAUUGUAAUUAGUGUAUUGAACUCCUCAUUAAUAUUUCCAGACUUUGAUAGAUUAUAUUGAAGAUACAAUCAAUUGCAUUUUAUUAUCCUUCUAGUUUGAUACCUCGAAAUUACAAAGUUAAUGAGCUGACUGAAUUUUAUUAUUUAUAACCUAUAUUGUUACAAAUGUUUAUAAUCUAGUGUUAAUCAAAAUAAUAUUGUUAUGGUGCCGAAUCAUGUUAGAAGGUGAAGCGGAGUUGUUUUUUAUUUUUGUGAAGUCUUAGGGUUGGAAUAAGAGAAUGCCCUUGUAAGAAGUAGAAUGAAGCAUAGUUUUUGUAUAUUUGUGAUUCUAAAGCAGGGUGUGAAUUAUAGAUAUUUUAAUAAUAAUAAUAAUUGUAAUAGUAUUACAGUAAUCUAGUUGUGUGGUUAUAUUAAUGUGACGGCAUCCCUUGUCCUUAUCUUAUUCCCCCUACCUGUUAAACAUAGAACUUUUCUAUAUUGGAAACGUGUUGCCUAAUAUUGUCAAUCCAUCUUUUUUGAGAAGUAUUAUUGUAGUUUACGUAAAUGUAAGUUUGAGAUGUGUGUGUAUAUUCGUUUGUGAUUUGUCCUUUGCGCUCUUUGAAUGUAAUUUUCUCAGAUCUAAUUUUGUGCAAUGUGUUACAUAUUUAUCGAUGUAUGAACAACACUCAUAAUUCACACAAAUUAUUGUGAUUGUGUAGUAUGUGAAACAGGUAUUAUCAUGACGGUAUCAGUUGAGAAAGUUAUAGCCAAACUAAAAUUAAGAAUAUUUAAGACAUUAAUUAUAAAACACCAACUAGAUUUCUCUCUAGUUGUAAUCAGAAUUUGAUUAGAGGCUUAUUACAGUACGUAUUUUCAAUAUUUUUCAACUCCCAAUAGUAUUCUGCUGAUGCACUCAAGAAUCAUGGAACUCUCCUUGGUUUAGAGCUCUGUAGAAUUUCAAAUCUAUGGUCCGGUCGCGCAAAAGUAUCAAAUUUCAACAGGGAUUAAAUGCCUCGAGAGCCAAUCAGAGAAGGCUUUUUUGAAAAUAAGGCUACUCUGAUUGGUUCUCGUGUUCACCUGGUUUCUGGUUCUGGUUUGACCGCCAUUAAAAUUUAACACUUUUGUGCAACCGGGCCUAUAUGAUAUUAUUAUUAUGGUUCUUUAAAACAUAAUCUACAUUUUUUUAUCCUAAUCGAAUGAUCAUUUUCAAUCUCCAAUUGAAUUAUAGAAACCUCUAAUAUGAAUAUUCAAGUAAUAGAAAUAUUUUUCUGCUUUAUAUAUCUUUUUUCCUUUCAAGUUAUAAAACUUUUAUUCUAUAAAUAUUAAAUAAUUCACUUUGUAAAUUCAUGCUUUGUGAAAAAUGUUAACCUUAUGAGAAAUAUGUAUUUUUAAUAUGAAAAUUAAUAUGGCUGUGACCGUUUGUGUAACAAUCUGUUUACUGUACUCCUCUAAUCAGAUUCUGCCUUAGUUAUGGUUACAAAACACUAUUAUACCGCAUGCUAACAUAACCGUUUAAUACUCUGGCAAUUCGUUCCUUUGGUCAAGUUAUUACAAACAGGUACUAAUAGUUGUUUAUGACGACGAUGAUAAUAAUAGAAUUGAUUCCUCAUUUGACAAAUAAUUAGCCUGUCUAUUGAACUACUGCAAUCGAACAUCGUACUGAAUGUGUAUUGAACUUUACUAAAUCGUUUUAUAUGUACUCCAAGAUAAAUAGAUUAGGAAUUCGUAUUACAUUGAUUCAAUGUUAUAAAAGUAAAACUCAAUGUAUAUCGUUGUCUUGGAAUUAGUUGCCCAACCUGAAGUCAAUGCUCCGUUUGCCCAACCUUGAAUACCGUACUGUUAUUGUAAAGCUCUUUAACUUAAUAUAAAUUAUACCAGAGGAUUUUGGUAAAAAGUGGCUACUUUGUUUUACAUAUUAGGGCUCUCCAGCCCUUGAUUAGCUGUCAGAGUGAGUGUGAUUCCAAAGUUUAUUGGUCACCUUCAUUCUACAGCUUUCUUCAAUUAUUUUUAUCUCUUAUCAAGAAAAGAUGACUUCACUAAUUCAAAGUGAUCAGCUAUAUUUGAUUUGCUAGCAACAAUUUAAAAUUUUGGAGCAAUGAAUUAAAGUUUUGAUGAUUACCGAAAUUUUACAAAAAAAUGUAUUCUAAAAAUCUGUUGCUAGCAUAUAUUUAUUUAAAUACUGUUCAAAGUGUUGGAAAUAAAAUUGACAUUGGGUAACUAAUUCUCAAUAGCGCUGUAUAAGUUAAUAGAACAAUAUGAUUUAAAUAAAUAUUUAUUAUGUAUCUAUAAAUAUUAUUCUCAUUCUUCCAACAUAUCAUUUGGUAAAUCAUACCAAAUACUAUGUUUAGUAUAAUUAUCAGUAUAUUCCCUCUGAUAAUUUAUUUAAUGAUAUGUACUCUUGUGAAUGUGAAUUAGAUCAUUGAAAUUUGAAACUAUAUAAUUGACUGUCAUUGAAGUAUUGAUGGUAAAAUAAAUUAUGUAUGUUUUCUGGAUAGUUUUUCGAUUGCUAAUUCAUUUCGAUUCUUAUAAAUUAUACUGUCAUGAAUUGAAAGUUCUGCAAUAAAAGAGAUAUUUUGAUUAAA
Messenger RNA from Nilaparvata lugens (brown planthopper), 9228 nucleotides. RefSeq names its product alpha-catulin (gene alpha-Catr). The coding region runs from base 203 to 2437 and encodes 744 amino acids. The transcript is spliced from 12 exons. The record is from RefSeq and is a predicted model, not a curated record. Gene Ontology annotation, molecular function: actin filament binding; cadherin binding. Gene Ontology annotation, biological process: cell adhesion; Rho protein signal transduction. Lineage: Eukaryota; Metazoa; Arthropoda; Insecta; Hemiptera; Delphacidae.